AUGGACAUGAAUGACAAGCUAGUCAAACAUAUGCUCAGUUCUAACACAGAAAACAAACUAGAGGACAAGGUUACAAAGGAGGAAACUGAUGGAUCAACCACAGAUCCCAAGUCUGAAGACAAAGAGAGCUCAGACAAUAAUGCUUACAAUAAUAAUGAUUCAGAGAGUGAGGAGGCUAAGGUUAAGGAAGAGGCUCAAGCUAAGGUAAAGAAGGAGAAGGAGAGGGGAAAGGAGAAGGAGAAAGAGAGGGAGAGGGAGAAGGAGAAGGAGAAGGAGAAGGAGAAGGAGAAGGAGAAGGCUACAGCCUUAGUACAGUCAGUAACAAAGCAGAAGGAUAAGAAGGAAAAGGAGGGGUCUAAAGAGCCAGUACUAGUGCUCCUGAGCAAGAAGUACACUAUUGUAGAGGUAGAGAUUCUGGUCUUUAGUAAGGAAACACACACAAAAAACCAGAAGGUUGUGGUAGAGUCUUCAAGCAAGGAGGAUGAGGAUAUCCCUCCAGAUUAG
This is a messenger RNA of Fomitiporia mediterranea MF3/22, 504 nucleotides long. RefSeq lists its product as uncharacterized. NCBI's taxonomy places the organism in Eukaryota, Fungi, Basidiomycota, Agaricomycetes, Hymenochaetales, Hymenochaetaceae. Bases 1 to 504 code for a protein of 167 amino acids. The record is from RefSeq and is a predicted model, not a curated record. The transcript has 4 exons.